GUCACAUGUCGAAUCACUUGCAGUGUCUGGAGUACAACGAAUUUAGCUACUUUUGAUGGAAAGCUAAAAACAAAACGAAUAUAAUUUACAUUAUUUGAGUAUAAUAGUGUUCUUCCAAGAAUAUAUCCAGAGUAACAAGGCCACGUUGCCUAUAUCGUCCUUCUGUAAGUCUACCAUGGUCGGCGUUAAAGUGAUCGGGAGUGAUCCGGAAUUUCUACCGGAGCUAGCGGCCGCCAGCUCCAGGCUUGCGGUGGUUAAGUUCACAAUGGCCGGGUGCCGGCCGUGUGUCAGAAUAGCUCCAGCGUUCAACAUGUUGAGUAACAAGUAUCCUCAGGUUGUCUUCCUUGAAGUUGAUGUACAUGUCUGUCCGGCAACAAAGGCAGCCAACAACAUAUCAGCCACACCGACAUUCUUAUUCUUCAGGAACCGGGAUCGGCUGGACCAGUAUCAAGGGGCAGACGCUGCAGGCCUGGAGGAGAAGAUAAAGCAGUUCACAGAGAAUGAUCCAGGAAACAGCGAGGAUUCUGACAUUCCAAAGGGAUAUAUGGACCUUGUGCCUUUUGUAAACAAAGCCGGCUGCGAGUGCCUCAACGAGAGCGAUGACUGUGGCUUUGACAACUGUUUAAAUAAAGACUCCUCCUACCUGGAGUCAGACUGUGAUGAACAGUUGCUGAUAACUAUCGCCUUCAACCAGCCUGUAAAGCUCUUCUCCAUGAAGCUGCAGUCCUCAGACUUUGCCCAAGCUCCUAAAGUGGUGAAGAUAUUUAUCAAUCUCCCGCGCUCUUUGGGUUUCGAUGAUGCGGAGCGAAAUGAGGCCACCCAAACUCUGGAGCUGACAGAGGAAGACUACAAAGAUGAUGGAAUCAUUCCAUUGCGCUACGUCAAGUUUCAGAAUGUGCAGAGUGUAACGUUGUUCAUCAAAUCAAACCAAGGAGAUGAAGAGACAACAAAAAUAAACUACCUGACAUUCAUUGGUACUCCAGUACAGGCCACCAACAUGAAUGAUUUCAAAAGGGUUGUGGGAAAGAAAGGAGAGAGUCACUGAGUCGGGACAAAUGGGGGAAAGAGGAGCUUGCAGAUACAUUGAAGGACUUUUCCCUUUGCCAAAGCUGCCACACUUCAAGCAGACAUUGACACACACACAAACGCACACACUCCUGAUUUAAAGGAUUAGCAGUCUCUGGAGACUCUCAGUCUAUAAAUCAUUUGUAUUGUAAUUCAAAUUAAAAUCCCUGUAAAUAACA
This is a messenger RNA of Phycodurus eques (leafy seadragon), 1244 nucleotides long. RefSeq names its product thioredoxin-like 1 (gene txnl1). Bases 176 to 1045 code for a protein of 289 amino acids. The record is from RefSeq and is a predicted model, not a curated record. The transcript is spliced from 8 exons. NCBI's taxonomy places the organism in Eukaryota, Metazoa, Chordata, Actinopteri, Syngnathiformes, Syngnathidae.